Messenger RNA from Chrysoperla carnea, 1669 nucleotides. It is a transcript of the gene Arl6IP1, whose product is annotated as ADP-ribosylation factor-like protein 6-interacting protein 1. The record is from RefSeq and is a predicted model, not a curated record. Bases 110 to 733 code for a protein of 207 amino acids. NCBI's taxonomy places the organism in Eukaryota, Metazoa, Arthropoda, Insecta, Neuroptera, Chrysopidae. The transcript has 3 exons.
AAAAAAUUAUAAUAAAAAAAAUAAAACAAAGAACAAAAUUCUAACGUAAAUUUUAUUAUACUGUCAAAAAAUUAUAAAAAACACGGUAUUGUCUCAUUGGGAUAAACUAAUGGCUGAUACAAUAUUAGUUGAACAAGAAAAACAGGUGAAAAAAUUUAAACGCGACUUUGAAGGAUGGCGUGAAUUAAUUUUAACAUUAAAUUCGGUACUAUUAUGGGAAAAACAAUGGUAUCCAGCUGUAAUUGGUGUUUUAAAUACGUCAAUUUUUCUUAUAUUUUGGAUAUGGGAUCCUUCAGUUUUGACAACCAUCUCAAUUUUCAUGCUUGUUGCAAAUCUUGCUGAUUGUUUAGUGCCUAAGUUAAUUUCAACAGUGUAUCAAUCGAAUUGGACUGGUGCUAAGGAAAAACAAUUUGAACAAAUUUGUAAAUCGUUGACAAAUGUCUGUUUUGAAGUGAAAGGUUUGCUUUGGAAAUGUCGUGAAUUGAAAUCAUCUAAACCGAAAAUGUAUUACACAUGUAUUAUCGCUGGGUUGAUAAUCUUAGCAUGGAUUGGUAACGAAGUAAAUAAUUUACUUCUAACGUAUUUAAUAUUCAACAUGGUACUUUUCGCUCCAGGAGCAUUACAACAUGGUAUUUUUGAUCGUUAUGGUUCUAAAAUUAGUGCUCAUUUAGCAGAAACAAUUAAUAUGUUCAAAACAAAAUUUAUUGAUUGUAAAAAGGAGAAAGAAAAUUAAUCUAAAUUUCAUAUCAGUAAUUUGUUUUAUUUUACAAUUUUAAAAUAAAAUCUAAAUUUUGAAUGUUUUAAUUAAAAUAUUUGCUGUAGCUGUAAUAAUUAGUAUUCAUGUUAUUAGAAUUAAAUACUCAUAUAAUAAGCUAUUUAAAAAGAAAGAUGCAGAGUGGUGAUUGAGCUGGAAAACCUGGAAAUAUCAGGUAGCUUUGAGAUUUUGAAAAAUUUUUGAUAUCUUAGUAUCGGUUCAGGAAAAGUGAUAUAAUUUGCAGUCUUUAUAAUUGAAAUCGUCAACGAUAUCUCGAAAUGUAUAUAAUUCUGCAUCAAUUUCAAUCACAAAAUCUCCGUUUUUAGGAUUGAUGAACGUAAAUGAACCUUUUUUGUCAGAAUACGUUACAAAAGAGAUUUCUGUAUUUUUCAAGAAGAAACAUUUCAAAUUAUGAAAUUUGGGAACAGUUAAAUAAUUUUUGUUUUUGGAAAUUGGAAAUUUCAUAAGAACAAUUCGAUCGCCACCCUGAAAAAGCACAUAAUUUGUUUAAUUUUGUGAUAUAUUUCGAGACUGAAUUUUGUUCUUUGCCAUUAUGUUUUUUAGUCAUUAAUAUCAGCAGCGUAUAUGUUAAAUCAAUUAACUCCGUGUUGAUUUUUUUUAAAUUUUAAAUUAUAACCCCUCAAGGCUUCAUUUUUUAUGUUCAUAAUGAGCUUUCUCUAACAACAAAGUUUUAUGAAUUUCCCCUACUUUUAUUGCUUGGGAAUAUUCGUUAUGAACAUGAACAGAGGAGUUAAUCGAUUUAGCAAAUACUAUACUCUUAAUCUUUCACGAUCAUUUUCUUUUUCAUGUUAGAUAAGCUUUAAAACGCAUUGCUUUAAAAUGCUUUUUAUUUCAAAUUCUAUUGAUAAUUUGUAAGUAUUGAUAUUCUUCACAUUAAAGAAUUUUAUUAAUCAA